Penicillium oxalicum is the source of this 2898-nucleotide messenger RNA. RefSeq names its product NAD(P) transhydrogenase. The transcript is spliced from 2 exons. The record is from RefSeq and is a predicted model, not a curated record. Lineage: Eukaryota; Fungi; Ascomycota; Eurotiomycetes; Eurotiales; Aspergillaceae. Gene Ontology annotation, molecular function: NAD binding; NADP binding. Gene Ontology annotation, biological process: proton transmembrane transport; NADPH regeneration. The coding region runs from base 1 to 2898 and encodes 965 amino acids. Gene Ontology annotation, cellular component: mitochondrial inner membrane.
AUGAGUGUUUCUGUAUCCUUGCGAUCGGCCCUGAGACCCUGCCUGGCAGGGUCCAGUGCCUGUGUGGGGAAAGUCCUCGGUACCCAGUCUGUCUCCCAAUACCGACGCUUUGCAUUCUUCAGCGCGUCACAGAAGAGAUGCUUUCCUCUGUCGGCCCAGUGGCCAUGCGUGACCAAGCGUGCCAACACCUCGGCCACUUCAGCGCCAGAAACUGUAGCCGCCACACCAUACUCGGCAUUGACCGUGGGUGUGCCCCGGGAGAUCGCUCCCAAUGAGCGCCGAGUGGCCAUCACUCCGCAGAAUGUCACGAUGCUGCUGAAGAAGGGCUUCUCGCGCGUCCUGAUUGAACGUGGUGCCGGUGAGGGCGCCCAGCUGCUGGAUUCGGUCUACGAAGCGGCCGGUGCUACCAUGGUCGAUCGAGACACCGUCUACGCCGAGAGUGACAUUGUUCUCAAAGUUCGAGGUCCGCAGAUGGAUGGGCCCUUCAAUGAAGUGGAAGCGCUCCGAAAGGGCACCACCGUGAUCUCAUUCCUCUAUCCCGCUCAGAAUAAAUCCAUCGUCGAAGCCCUCGCCGCGCGAGGCGUCACCGCGUUUGCCAUGGACCGCAUCCCGCGAAUCUCCCGCGCACAGGUCUUUGACGCCCUCAGUUCCAUGGCCAACAUUGCCGGGUACAAGGCUGUCCUGGAAGCGUCCAACCACUUUGGCCGGUUCUUAACCGGUCAGGUCACGGCCGCAGGCAAGAUUCCCCCGAGUAAGGUUCUCGUCAUUGGAGCGGGUGUCGCUGGAUUGAGUGCCAUCGCAUCGGCCCGCCGCAUGGGUGCCAUCGUCCGAGGCUUCGAUACCCGCCCCGCCGUUCGAGAGCAGGUGCAGUCCCUCGGCGCCGAAUUCAUCGAGGUGGAUUUCCAGGAAGAUGGCGCCGGGCAAGGCGGCUAUGCCAAGGAGAUGUCCAAGGAAUUCUACGAGGCCGAAAUGAGAUUGUUCAUGGAACAGGCGCGCGAAGUUGAUAUCAUCAUCACCACGGCGCUCAUCCCGGGAAAGCCAGCGCCAAAGCUCAUCACCAAGGAGAUGGUGGCCGCGAUGAAGCCUGGCUCAGUGAUCGUGGAUCUGGCCGCCGAAGCCGGUGGAAACUGCGAGGCCACGGUCCCCGGAGAGCUGGCCAGCUACAAAGAUGUCACCGUUAUUGGCUACACUGAUCUGCCGUCUCGUCUGCCAACCCAGUCCUCGACCCUGUACUCGAACAACAUCGUCAAGCUCUUAUUGUCUAUGGCCCCCAAGGACAAAUCCUUCGGCGUCGAUUUCAACGACGAAGUGGUGCGCGGCGCUGUCGUCACGCGCAACGGUGAAAUCGUACCUCCAGUGGCACCGCCCGCACCACCUCCCACUCCCAAGCCAGAUGCUCAAGCUACAGCGGCGGCCGCACAGAAAGGGGGAGAAGCAGUGGCUCUGACGCCCUGGAAACAGGCCACUCGGGACGUUUCCCUGCUCACGGGUGCCAUGGGCACGACGCUUGCUCUCGGCAAAGCCACCGGCCCCAUUUUCAUGAGCAACAUGAUGACUUUUGGUCUGGCUGGUCUGGUGGGAUACCGCGCCGUCUGGGGGGUGGCCCCGGCUCUGCAUUCCCCUCUGAUGAGCGUGACCAACGCCAUCUCCGGUAUGGUCGGUAUUGGUGGUCUGUUCAUCAUGGGUGGAGGGUAUACUCCCACGACUCUGCCGGAAUAUCUCGGCGCGGCGUCUGUGCUGCUGGCAUUUGUCAAUGUAUCCGGUGGCUUUGUGGUCACGAAGCGCAUGUUGGACAUGUUUAAGCGACCCACCGACCCCCCCGAGUACCCAUGGUUGUAUGCGGUGCCUGGUCUGGUGUUUGGUGGCGGCUUCCUGGCGGCUGCAAGCACGGGGAUGUCGGGACUGGUUCAGGCCGGAUAUCUGGUCAGCACGAUCCUGUGUAUGAGCUCCAUCUCAAGCCUUGCGUCGCAGACGACGGCUCGACGUGGCAACAUCUUUGGUAUUCUCGGAGUGGUAUCCGGUAUCUUGGCUUCAUUGGCGGCAGCCGGUUUUGACACCGAGACCCUCACUCAAUUUGUGGUCGUGGCAGGUACCGGUGCACUAGCUGGAGGUCUGAUCGGUCGUCGCAUCACCCCGACGGGACUGCCGCAGACUGUGGCUGCCUUGCAUUCGGUCGUCGGACUUGCAGCCGUUUUGACCAGUAUCGGCAGUGUCAUGGUUGACAUUGCCGAUAUCACGACCCUUCACAUGGUCACCGCGUAUCUGGGUGUCCUGAUCGGUGGUGUCACAUUCACGGGGUCUUUGGUGGCGUUUAUGAAACUCGCCGGACGCAUGUCUUCGAGUCCCAAAAUCCUACCGGGUCGUCAUGUCAUCAACUCGACACUGCUGGGUAGCAACAUCGCCACGAUGGGAGCCUUUAUCACGAUGGCGCCGGCCAACCCAGGUAUUGCGGCGGCGUGCCUUGGCGCCAACACCGUCCUGAGCUUCUUGAAGGGUUAUACCACGACAGCCGCCAUCGGAGGUGCGGACAUGCCCGUGGUGAUCACCGUGCUGAAUGCCUACUCUGGCUUUGCCCUCGUGGCCGAAGGACUGAUGCUGAAUAACCCGCUUCUCACCAGUGUGGGCUCUCUGAUUGGUGUGAGCGGUUCGAUCUUGUCGUAUAUCAUGUGUGUUGCCAUGAACCGAUCUCUCACCAACGUUCUCUUUGGCGGUCUCUCUGCGCCCGCGCAGACGCAGAAGAAGAUCGAAGGCGAAGUCACGCCGACUACCAUUGACGACACGGUGGAGGCACUGUCUAAUGCCGAGAGUGUCAUCAUCAUUGUGGGUUACGGCAUGGCGGUCGCCAAGGCUCAAUACGCUCUUGCUGAAAUCGUGGCCAUGCUUCGCGCCCGGGUGUGA